Molecule: messenger RNA, 1558 nt
Organism: Episyrphus balteatus (marmalade hoverfly)
Lineage: Eukaryota; Metazoa; Arthropoda; Insecta; Diptera; Syrphidae
Gene: Mulk
Product: acylglycerol kinase, mitochondrial
Exons: 4
Coding region: 281-1510 (409 amino acids)
Biological process (GO): ceramide biosynthetic process; protein insertion into mitochondrial inner membrane
Cellular component (GO): mitochondrion; TIM22 mitochondrial import inner membrane insertion complex
Molecular function (GO): acylglycerol kinase activity; ATP-dependent diacylglycerol kinase activity; ceramide kinase activity
Source: RefSeq, a predicted model, not a curated record
UCAUGUUAUGAAUAUUUUUUUGCACUUGCACGAUAGUUAAUAACCAAUAAACAUUAUAAUUAUUAUGCUUAUUAACUAAAUAAGCAUUUACAAAACAAAAAUAACAUCAUAUAUAAAAUAAUUCCAAAUUGUUUGAGCAUUUAUAAUAAAAUGUUUUCAGUGAAAACUUUGAUAUUAACUUAAAAUCAACUUUAAUAAAUAUAUACCCUGCCUAUUGGAAUUUCAUUUUGGACGAACUGAAAUCUUAAGUAGAUUUAAGAAAGUAAAUAAAGCUGCCAAAAUGAAUGCUAUUUCAGCAAUAAGAUCAAAUUGGAAGAAAACUGUCUUUGGUUUGGGAUUGGGAGCUUACGGCAUAAAUUAUGGACAUGAGUGGUAUCAAAUAUCCUCUCUAAUGAAGUCGUACAGCGAAAAAGCAGUACAAUAUGGAGAUCGAUGUGAUGUAUAUCCAAGAAAACUUAUUGUUAUUCUAAACCCUGCAGCCAACAAAAAGAAAGCAGAAAAAACUUUUCAAAAAUACUGCGAACCAAUUUUACAUUUGGCUGGCUUUACUGUGGACAUAGUUAGAACGGAUUCCGAAGGCCACGCCAAGACAUAUGUUGAACAAUUAAAAUCAGUUCCAUAUGGCAUUGUAAUCGCCGGUGGUGAUGGUUCAGUUUCUGAAGUCUUAACAGGAUUAAUGCGAAGAAACACUGACCAUUGUCCAAUUGCCCUUCUCCCAUUGGGAAGCAAAAAUGAAACCACAAAAAAGAUGUUAAAUAUAAAUUGGGAUUCUAAGGUCAACGAAGUCGAAGCACUUCUUAAUGCCUCAUUGAAUAUCGCACGUGAAACUCUAGAAAAGAAAAGCAUUUUUAAAAUUGAACAAAUCGCCACUGAAAGUGAUGAGCAACAACCAGCAGGGAGACCUAUUUUUUCAAUGGGAUCACUUGAUUGGGGAAUAUUUCGUGACAUAGAAUCUUUACAAAGCAAAUACUGGUACUUUUGGAGAGCGGAUAAGUACAUUGGUGCUUUGAUUAAUUCAUUCAAUAGCAAACUAACGUGGGAAUGUAAAGCAGAUGUGUGUUAUACAACACCUUGUAUUGGAUGUAAUAACUGUCUUGUGCAUAAUGAAGUUGUGGCACAGUCACAAAAAUCAAUAUUCUCAAGGUUAUUUUCACGUCAGCUUGUUUCAAAUUCAAGUAAAAUUGUUCCAAUGUCUGAUGUUGAAUGUGAGCAACAUAAUCAGCAAAUAAAUGCAAGUAAUAUUCGUAUACAUGUGGACAACGACAAAACAUCUGAUAACAAUAAACUGGUAUUGGAAUCUGAUAAAAAAAUUGAAACUGGUUUUGAUACCUUUUCCAAAUAUUUGUCAGAGGAAAAAGUGUUUGAAAUGUUAAAGUUUCGUACAAUGAAUUUUAUUCCGGAUGGAAGUUGCACAGGAGAAUCGAGAGUGUAUUCUAUAGAUGGCGAGGCUUACGAUGUUCGACCCAUUAAGGUAACGUUGGUUCCUAAGGCUGUUGAAAUAUUUGUUUAAGAAAUGUUGAAGUAAAUACUUAAAAGUUAAUUUGUAAAAAAAUUUAUA